Molecule: messenger RNA, 867 nt
Organism: Bombus terrestris (buff-tailed bumblebee)
Lineage: Eukaryota; Metazoa; Arthropoda; Insecta; Hymenoptera; Apidae
Gene: fh
Product: frataxin, mitochondrial
Exons: 3
Coding region: 108-740 (210 amino acids)
Biological process (GO): iron incorporation into metallo-sulfur cluster; intracellular iron ion homeostasis
Cellular component (GO): mitochondrion
Molecular function (GO): iron chaperone activity; 2 iron, 2 sulfur cluster binding; ferroxidase activity
Source: RefSeq, a predicted model, not a curated record
UAUACAGUCCGCAACAAAACCAACCAUGUUUUGCGCAUAGGGUACGCAUGGCAAUGUUCCUUUGGUAUCUUGUUUGAUCAAUAUACAAUAUAGAAAAAAUUUAUAUCAUGUUACUAACUAGAAGCAUAACAAGAAGUAGCAUUUUUAGAAUUCUAUCGCAUGAUUGGGUAUCAAAAGUUACAAAUACUUGUUUAAUACAAGAGAUCGACAUAAAAUAUCCAAAGAAUAUAGGUUAUCUUGUAUCGCAUUCUAAAAAGUAUUCAAAUAAAAGUAAUAAUGUAAAGACAUUCAAUUAUAGAUUAAUAGCUUAUCUCAGCUCAAAUAGUAGUGUUGUAUUUCCAAUUACACAAGAAUUGACGCCUGUAGAAUUUGAGAAAAUUUCUGACGAAACGCUUGAUUCUUUAACUGAAUAUUUUGAUGAAUUAAUAGAACAAACAGCGCAUUUAUCGGAUGCAGAUGUGUCAUACGGGGAUGGAGUAUUAACUGUCAAAUUUGGUACUUCUCAUGGCACUUAUGUCAUAAAUCGUCAGACUCCGAAUAAACAAAUUUGGCUAUCUUCUCCUAAGUCUGGUCCAAAGCGAUACGAUUUUAUAAAUGGUAGAUGGAUUUAUAAACAUGACGGAAAAACAUUACACGAACUACUUAAUAGUGAAAUAGCAGCAAUCAUAAAGGAUCAAACAAACUUCGAUAAAUGUUCCUUUAGUGGAAAAGAAAGAGAAGCGACAAUGACAGAUCGUUAAUUCAAUUUAUCGAUGUUCAAAGUUGUAAUAUCGAUUGAAAUGACUGAAUAUCUUAAGUUGGAAAUGUACAAUUUUACAAUCUAUGUAUAUAAAUAAUAAUAUAGAAUAGAUAUGACAUUGUAAUAUA